AUGGACGUGCGUCAGAAGCAGAGCUACACGAUCCGGGAGCCGGAGGACUGCCUGUGGGGUCUUGAGGCCAGCGGCGGCAACUGGACAGGCAUCGUAGGGACUCUUCAGUAUGAAAAGGCCGACUUCUCCAUGGACCUCACCCUGACGCCCCAGAGAGCAGCGAUAGUGGAGUACGGAGGGUGCACUGUCUGGGUCUCCAUGGUGGCCGGCGUCAUGGUGUGGAGCCUAACACUCUGGGCCUUGCUCAGGAUCAUACAAACUGGCGCGGAGAAGCACCCGAUGAAGCUCACGCGGGCACUUUUCUACGGCUGGGGGCUGCUGCUCGAGGACACGCCCUAUGACCCGCCCGACAGCCUGAUGCUCGGAGUGUGGCUCCUCGUGUGUCUGGUGCUGAGGACCUCGUACACCUCCUCGCUGACCUCCCACCUCGUGGUGCAAGGCGAGUCUUCCGCUAUAAAUGACAUGGAGACGCUGGUCAGACUACACGGGGAAGAAGGACGGCAGUGGGGCACGCAAAUUUUCUCUGGAGCAUUCAACAUUUUCCUGAGUAGCGGCUCAAACCCAGUCUACCACACCAUGAAGACACACAUGCAGGUAAGUCAUGCCAAAUUGGAGAUAACGAUUAUGUAA
Eriocheir sinensis (Chinese mitten crab) is the source of this 630-nucleotide messenger RNA. RefSeq lists its product as uncharacterized. NCBI's taxonomy places the organism in Eukaryota, Metazoa, Arthropoda, Malacostraca, Decapoda, Varunidae. Gene Ontology annotation, cellular component: membrane. Bases 1 to 630 code for a protein of 209 amino acids. The record is from RefSeq and is a predicted model, not a curated record. Gene Ontology annotation, molecular function: ligand-gated monoatomic ion channel activity. The transcript has 4 exons.